AUGCUCAGCGUCGCAUCCUCCCUGAAGUCCAUACCGCGACCCGCAAGGGCCAAACUGGGCCGACUUUCCGCGCGGUCGUUCGCGACGGUCACCGACCCCCCUGUGCGCAGAUACGGCGGUUUGAAGGACCAGGAUCGCAUCUUUACAAACGUGUUUUGCAAGCAUGAUCACGGAUUGAAGGGUGCGCAGUCUCGAGGAGACUGGCAUAAAACGAAGGACAUUCUGCUCAAGGGAGACUCGUGGAUUAUUCAGACUAUGAAAGACUCGGGCUUGAGAGGGCGCGGAGGAGCCGGCUUCCCCAGCGGACUGAAGUGGAGUUUCAUGAACAAGCCGGGCUGGGAGAAGGACCCGCGGCCUCGCUACCUUGUCGUGAACGCCGACGAAGGAGAGCCCGGCACCUGCAAGGACCGCGAGAUCAUGCGGGGCGACCCGCACAAGCUCAUCGAAGGCUGCCUCGUCGCCGGGCGCGGCAUGAACGCCACCGCGGCCUACAUCUACAUCCGUGGCGAAUUCUACCAAGAAGCAUCCCACGUCCAGCAGGCGAUCAACGAAGCGUACGCUGCGGGUCUCCUGGGCAAAGACGCAUGCGGCUCUGGGUACGCGUUCGACGUGUACCUGCAUCGCGGGGCCGGGGCGUACAUCUGCGGCGAAGAGACGGCGCUGAUCGAGAGUCUGGAGGGCAAGCAGGGCAAGCCGCGCUUGAAGCCGCCGUUCCCCGCCGACGUCGGGUUGUUUGGCUGCCCGACGACGGUGGCCAACGUCGAGACUGUUGCGGUUGCGCCCACGAUCUGCAGGCGGGGCGGGAGCUGGUUCGCUAGCUUUGGGCGCGAGCGCAAUCAGGGGACGAAGCUUUUCUGCAUCAGCGGUCAUGUCAACAACCCCUGUGUGGUCGAGGAGGAGAUGAGCAUCCCGCUGAAGGAACUGGUUGAGAAGCACUGCGGUGGCAUCAGAGGUGGCUGGGAUAACCUCCUCGGUAUCAUCCCCGGUGGCUGCUCGGUGCCCGUUCUGCCUAUAGACAAGUGCGCGGAAGUGCUUAUGGACUACGACUCCCUCAAAGAUGCGCAAUCAGGUCUGGGGACCGGCGCCGUCAUCGUCAUGGACAAGAGCACCGACAUCAUCAAAGCCAUUGCUCGUUUCUCCGCCUUCUACAAACACGAGUCCUGCGGCCAGUGCACGCCCUGUCGAGAGGGGACCACCUGGAUGAUGAACAUGAUGAACCGCAUGGUCGAAGGGCGUGGCCAUGUCCGGGAGAUCGACAUGUUGCUUGAACUCACCAAGCAAGUUGAGGGCCGAACAAUCUGCGCCCUCGGCGAUGCCGCCGCUUGGCCCAUUCAGGGGCUUAUGCGCCACUUCCGGCCCCUCGUAGAGGAGCGCAUCGAGCAAUUCCGAGCUGCGAACGGCCCCGUUCUUUUCGGCGGGCGACUAAAGAGUCAAGUCGACGAGUCGUUGGCCAUCCCAGAUAACCUCGGCGCGAACCUGAAGGAAGUCGCAGCACCGCCGUCGUAG
Pleurotus ostreatus (oyster mushroom) is the source of this 1506-nucleotide messenger RNA. It is a transcript of the gene NDH51, whose product is annotated as NADH dehydrogenase [ubiquinone] flavoprotein 1, mitochondrial. The record is from RefSeq and is a predicted model, not a curated record. Bases 1 to 1506 code for a protein of 501 amino acids. Lineage: Eukaryota; Fungi; Basidiomycota; Agaricomycetes; Agaricales; Pleurotaceae. Gene Ontology annotation, molecular function: NADH dehydrogenase (ubiquinone) activity; NAD binding; 4 iron, 4 sulfur cluster binding. The transcript is spliced from 6 exons.